AUGGAGAUGAAUUCUCUGGGUGGCAGCAAGUAUCUACUGCUGAUCGUUGACGAAGCCAGUGGAUGCAUGAAGGGCUUCUGUCUACAAGUGAAGUCGGAGAGUGAAAACUACAUCACACGAUACAUCAAGAUGGUGCAAGCGCAGUUUGGCAAGAAGGUCAAGCUCGUCCGACACGACGGAGCCCGCGAGUUCGCUACCAACUCGCUUUAA
Messenger RNA from Peronospora matthiolae, 210 nucleotides. NCBI's taxonomy places the organism in Eukaryota, Oomycota, Peronosporomycetes, Peronosporales, Peronosporaceae. The record is from the annotation of a GenBank genome assembly.